AUGCGGCUCCUCAUCGUCCUCCUUCUUCUCGUGGCUACUGUGAUCUCCUCCGAGGCAGCCGUUGUAUCUUUCGAUUCAUCUGAGCCAUCGGAGGUGGUUGGAAGAGGAUCGUGGCACAGUUGACUUGGAACUUUCAGAAGCUUCCCGCUAAGCGCUCGAGUGUGCUGUUCAACGAUGUUCCUGGACAAAUUAAACCGGACGGGGCGACCGGGAAACCGAAAUUCGUGAAGAUAGCUAAAGGAUAA
Messenger RNA from Caenorhabditis sp. 36 PRJEB53466, 245 nucleotides. Lineage: Eukaryota; Metazoa; Nematoda; Chromadorea; Rhabditida; Rhabditidae. The record is from the annotation of a GenBank genome assembly.